Molecule: messenger RNA, 732 nt
Organism: Plasmodium vinckei vinckei
Lineage: Eukaryota; Apicomplexa; Aconoidasida; Haemosporida; Plasmodiidae
Product: cysteine desulfuration protein SufE, putative
Exons: 4
Coding region: 1-732 (243 amino acids)
Source: RefSeq, a predicted model, not a curated record
AUGUAUAGAAAUAAAAUAAUACAAAUAUGUAUUAUAUACAUACUAUACAUUAUUUUACUCUCGUCAAUCAAUUGUACAAAAAUUAAUAAAAAAAACAUUGCCAAUAUCAAUACUUAUAGCAUAAGACGCCCAAACAAGUCUAUAACCAAAUUACAUAAACAAAAGAAAGAAAAAAAAAAAUUAUUCAUAAAAAAUUAUCAACUAAAAAAUAAAAACCGAAUAAAUUAUUUAAAAACCAUUUUUGAUAACAUAACAGGAAACCAAUUUCCUCAAAAUUCAGAUAUAGAUAGUUAUAAUUUAACUCCCAAAUUAAAAAAAACAGUUCAGUUUUUUCAAUCACUGUCCAAUAAUCCAUAUAAUAAAAGUCAGGAGGUCAUAUUAAUGGGAAAGAAAUGCCCACCCAUGCCAAAUGAAUUGAAAACAAGGGAAAAUCAAGUUCUGGGAUGUCAAUCAACGGUGUAUAUAUAUCCAAAAGUGAGAUUAGAGGAUAAUAAAAAAAUUAUUGACUGGUUAGGAUAUUCAGAUGGACUUUUAACAAAAGGAAUUGUUUAUAUUUUAAUUGAUGGUUUGAGUGGAUAUACCCCUGAAGAAAUAUUAAAAGUAAAUCCCAAUUUUAUUUCCUUAACUGGGAUUUCAGAUUUUUUAACAAUGAGCAGAAUAAAUGGAUAUUUAAAUAUUAUGAAUAAAAUAAAAAUAUUUUCCGAGCAAAUUAUUAAAAAUAUAGAAUACUAA